Molecule: messenger RNA, 621 nt
Organism: Penaeus chinensis
Lineage: Eukaryota; Metazoa; Arthropoda; Malacostraca; Decapoda; Penaeidae
Product: proline-rich protein HaeIII subfamily 1-like
Exons: 3
Coding region: 1-621 (206 amino acids)
Source: RefSeq, a predicted model, not a curated record
AUGUGUACGUUCGAACCCACGGCGCCCGUGCGUUCGUGCCGCCCUCCGACGCCUCGCCCCAAGGUCCCCCUCCGACGCCUCGCCCCAAGGUCCCCCUCCGACGCCUCGCCCCAAGGUCCCCCUCCGACGCCUCGCCCCAAGGUCCCCCUCCGACGCCUCGCCCCAAGGUCCCCCUCCGACGCCUCGCCCCAAGGUCCCCCUCCGACGCCUCGCCCCAAGGUCCCCUUCCGACGCCUCGCCCCAAGGUCCCCCUCCGACGCCUCGCUCCAAGGUCCCCCUCCGACGCCUCGCCCCAGGGUCCCCCUCCGACGCCUCGCCCCAAGGUCCCCCUCCGACGCCUCGCCCCAAGGUCCCCCUCCGACGCCUCGCCCCAAGGUCCCCCUUCAGCGCGAUCCCCCUCCCCGCCCGGCCCCGAGAUGUGUCUACUUGCAGGAGUGUCAUUGGCGGGAGUUCGAUGACGAGGAUGCUGGCGCUUUCAUGAAGGGGAUUAAGGUGCCUGAGGUGAGUCGGUUGUGGAAGCGAAGGGAAGUCGCUGAAGGAGGCAGGAUACGUGUACAAGGGAUGGGAUACGCAUCACAGAAGGCAGGGUCUGGUCGAGCUGUCCAGGCCAUGACCUUCUAG